Messenger RNA from Salvia splendens (bonfire salvia), 2327 nucleotides. Its product is annotated as dof zinc finger protein DOF5.1-like. The coding region runs from base 1309 to 1920 and encodes 203 amino acids. NCBI's taxonomy places the organism in Eukaryota, Viridiplantae, Streptophyta, Magnoliopsida, Lamiales, Lamiaceae. Gene Ontology annotation, biological process: regulation of DNA-templated transcription. Gene Ontology annotation, molecular function: DNA-binding transcription factor activity; DNA binding. The record is from RefSeq and is a predicted model, not a curated record. The transcript has 2 exons.
UACCAAAUCAAAUCAUUAGAAUCCAUUAUGAAUUUAUAUUUCUAUUAAUUCACACAUAAAUAUUUCGUUAUACUAUUUAUUUUGUAAUUACUAUUGCAUAUUACAUACUUUUACAUUAUAUAACACAAUAUUACUCCCUCCGUCCGCCAUUAAAAAUCUCAUUUCUUGGCCGCACGAUUUUAAGAAAUGUUAAGAAAAAUGAGUGGAAAAAAGUAAGUAGAAUAUGAGUUCCAAGUGUAUAUAUUACUUUUAAAUGGAAUAUGAGUUGAAUGAGUUAGUGGAAUAUAAAACCCUUUUACCAUUUAUAGUAAAAAUGAAUGGGGACUCUUAUUUGCGGACUGAAUAAAGCAGAAAAAAUAAAAGAGAAUAGUUUUUAAGUGUAAAAAAAGUUGUGUGAUGAAAUGAAGGAUAAAAAAAAUAAAACAUAAAAAAUGAUAAUAUUUGAGAAAGUGGAAAAAUUUUACAGUGUUAAUUUUAUUUUUUCCCAAAUUCUUUAAAAUACCAAAAAAAAAAAAUCAAUUUUAACACGGCCAAAACGACGACAACUCGUGGAUGGAGAACGAGCGUCACCGUGCGACACGUGACGAGGGCACGUGUAAGGCCAAUAAGGGCUCCUCCCUCCACACUAAGAAGCCCUUCAGGAUGGUUCAUCCGCAACGACGACCCUAGACCAUCCCGUCCCAGUGGGACGAAUUUGGGCUGGUUAAGCCAACUGUUGUGGACGAUCAUCUUAGGGUCUUUGAAAAGGAAUAUUCCCUCCGUCCGCUAUUUAUAGUCCCAUUUUGACUCUGUACCGAUUUAAAGAAAUUAUUUGAUUUUGUAAAGAAAAAUAGAAAAAUAAGUUAGUGGAAUGUGUUGACCCCUCUUUUAUAUAUUGAUUUUAUAAUAGAUUGUGGGUAUAAUGAGUGAGGUGAACGACGAGGUCUAUUUAAUUAGAAUUAAAAAAAUGUAAAUGAGACUUUAAACGUGGACACUCUGAAAUAUCAAAAUAAGAAAUAAUAUUUUCUGGAAAAUGUGUCAAAACUCAAUAGUAAUUGAAGUGAUGCGCCCUCACGCGAAACUAAUUAACUACGUACUAGUUGAAGAAGCAAAUUAAACUCUAAUUUGCAUUCACGGCUUGAAAUUAAAACAUCGUCAGCUGCUCCUUGUCUUGAUAUUGCUACUCUUUGGUUUAAAACAAGAUUCCUCUUUGUGUGAAAGACGAACGAGCAAUGGUAGGAAAGCGUGACAAGAAGAUCAGCUCUUCUCCCACCACUAAUCAAUGGCCACAGACUGAAUGAUCAGAAAAGCUCCACACCAAAUAAAGCAAUGGCCGGUAAUAAGCCAAAUAUUCCUCACCUUCUCCACUGCCCUCGCUGCGAUUCCUCCAACACCAAAUUCUGCUACUUCAACAACUACAGCUUGUCCCAGCCUCGCCACUUCUGCAAAUCCUGCAAGCGCUACUGGACCAGAGGCGGCACCCUCCGCAACGUCCCCGUCGGCGGCGGCUGCCGCAGAAACAAGCGCCACUCUGCCACCUCCCUGCCGCAGAUAGAUCUGCCUCUACCCCCUUUGUUUCACAGCCUCAAUGCUAGUUCCUCCGAGCUCUACUUUCCCCUUUCCAGUUUUAGGGUUUCUUCAGAUGAUUCCGGAUUCGGUCAAAAUCGAAUCAACGGUCUCGGGUUAGGGUUUUCAUCCAAGCCGAUCCAGGUGGCUCCUUCGUCGCCUUUCGCAUCAGCUGCAAACAAUUCUGUCUUCUUCGGAUCUUCAACAAUGGCAUCUUUGCUCCAUUACGAUGAUAGACUGUCUUGGGACCCGAACCAAACUCCGAGCCUAAACACAAACCCUAUCGAUCAGAUUAAUUCGUUUGAUCACGUGUGGAACACAAGCACAAGCAGCGCCGGCGCUUGGUUUGACCCCUCAACCAUUGGUCUGAUCUAGAAGCUUCCAUUGUUCUUCCUUUAAUCUCAUUCAUUAACUGGUUGGGUGGAGAAUAUUAGGAUAGGAGGGAUCAUGUCAGCAGCAAAACAAAAUUCAGCCUGAUAUAUUUUUGACAUGGAAGGCUAUUUUGCGCUGAGAGGAACCUCGGAUCCUCUUCUUCUCAUAUUCGAACAUAUGGAUAGGUGAACCUUGUAUUAUAAGUAUAUAUGUUAUCAUGACAUUUUUUUUUCAUUUUGGUGUAUGUGUUUAGUUUAUGUAACAUGUUUUUAGAAUUGGGGUUUACUUUGGAUUUAUACAUCUACAUCUAGAUGAAGCAAAAUUUGUAAAGUGUCUCAAGAAUUUGUUUAUUUUCGGUUUUCGGGGACUAUUUGGAUUUUGGUAUACAAGAAAGAGAGAUAUUGUGGUUA